AAGAUUAUCCUCCUUCUAACUCUGGGGCUCUUGAUGGUAGGGAUCUACCAUGCUAUCAUCUGCCAACAAUAUGGCACACUGGAGAGUAUCACUGAACUUCAGGAAUACCAAUUCAAUGGGACGCGAGUGGACAGUCUAACACUGGCCUCCAUCAACACUGACUUUGCCUUCUGUCUCUACAAGGAGCUGACUUUGAAAAACAGUGAUAAAAACAUCAUCUUCUCCCCACUCAGCAUCUCAGCUGCCUUGGCUGUCCUGUCCCUGGGAGCAAGCAACAACACUCUGCAAGAGAUUCUAAAAGGUCUCAAGUUCAAUCUCACAGAGACCCUUGAAGCAGACAUCCACCGGGGCUUUGGAUACCUCCUCCACAUAAUCAACCAGCCAAGAGACCAGGUGGAGAUCAGCACAGGCAGCGCCAUUUUCAUUAAAAAGCACCUGCAGAUACUGGCAGAGUUCAAGGAGAAGGCAAGGGCACUCUACCAGGCUGAGGCCUCCACGACUGACUUCCAGCAGCCUCGUGAGGCCGAAAAGCUCAUCAAUGACUAUUAUGUGAGGAAACAGACUCGGGGAAAGAUAAAGGAACUGAUCUCAGGCCUGGGAAAGGACACAUUAAUGGUGCUGGUGAACUACAUCUACUUUAAAGGGAAAUGGAAGUUUACCUUUGACCCUCGUGACACAAUCAAAUCUGAGUUUCACAUGGAUAAGGACAGAUCUGUGAAGGUGCCAAUGAUGAAAAUUAAGCGCCUGACCACACCCUACUUCCGGGAUGAGGAGCUGUCCUGCACUGUGGUGGAGCUGAAGUACAGAGGCAAUGCCAGCACCCUGUUCAUCCUCCCUGACCAAGGCAGGAUGCAGCAGGUGGAAGCCAGCCUGCAGCCAGAGACCCUGAGGAAGUGGAGGGACUCUCUGAGGCCCAGGAGGAUCGACGAGCUCUCUCUGCCCAAGUUCGCCAUCUCCACUGACUACGGCCUGCAGGACAUCCUUCCACAGCUGGGCAUCAGGGAAGUCUUCUCCACACAGGCUGACCUGUCUGGGAUCACAGGGUCUAGGGAACUGAGAGUCUCUCAGGUGGUCCACAAGGCUGUGCUGGAUGUGGCUGAGACAGGCACAGAAGCAGCGGCUGCCACGGGAGUCCAGAUUGUGGCAACGUCUCUAAAUAUGAAUCUUUUGAAAGUGAAUUUCAACAGGCCAUUCCUGAUGAUUAUCUCUGACACAAAUACUCAGACUUUACUCUUUAUGGCCAAAGUCACAAAUCCCAAGGGAAACUAGAACUUCCCAAGUGGUAAGGGUUCCUCCUGGGAGCUGGGAUUAAGUCUGUAUUUGGAUCUCUAUGUGUAUGUUGGCUCUCCCAUGCUCUGAUUGGCUGGCUGUGCCUGGAUUGGACAGGACAGUGAUUAACUGUAUGACUGUAUACACAGGGUCCUGUGGACAGUCGUGUCAGGUUCCUGUUCUCAUGCUGCACUAACUCCUGCUCCUGAGACUGA
Messenger RNA from Microtus ochrogaster (prairie vole), 1484 nucleotides. RefSeq names its product serine protease inhibitor A3N-like. The record is from RefSeq and is a predicted model, not a curated record. NCBI's taxonomy places the organism in Eukaryota, Metazoa, Chordata, Mammalia, Rodentia, Cricetidae. Gene Ontology annotation, molecular function: serine-type endopeptidase inhibitor activity.